Molecule: messenger RNA, 4557 nt
Organism: Mercenaria mercenaria
Lineage: Eukaryota; Metazoa; Mollusca; Bivalvia; Venerida; Veneridae
Exons: 2
Coding region: 1605-3101 (498 amino acids)
Biological process (GO): DNA integration; DNA recombination
Molecular function (GO): DNA binding
Source: RefSeq, a predicted model, not a curated record
GAUUUGAACGUAGUGAAAUUUAUUUGAGUCACUCUAGUCACUUCGCUUAGGUCCCAGUCUAGAAGGUGGCAUCUCGGACGACAACGAUCUUUCUAUCGAUUCGUUGGUAUUCAUAAUUAGCGUGGGUGCAUCACGUGAUCGCCCACUGCUGAUAACGGAAACAUUGCCGCAGCUAUUUAAUUUUGAACAAGAAUUUGUGUUUUUUGGGACAGUUAUCGUCAGGAUACAUAAAGCAGCUGAGUAUUUGUUUCAUUAAAGGGUAACGGUGUGACUUGGCACUGGUGACUGGGUCCAUUCUUGCGAGGAGGCGGUGUAUUCAGGUACUUUGGUGUGUAAACAAAGGAAGUCGGGCUCCGACUCGGAGAACAAAGAACACGAUAUGGCCCUAUCAGUGGCAAUUUUUGGCCACAGUUUUGUAGCACGGCUUCAGAAAAUGAUUGACAAAGGCACGAUGCCGCAUAAUUUAGGUCUUGAUGAUAAAUAUUCUAUAUGGUGCAAGGGAAUCGGGGGCCUUUCUUUACGGCGCCGCAUUCAGUUGCACUCGCAGGAUAGCUUCCUUGCAGGGAGGGACCUAGUCAUUAUCGACAUUGGCUCGAACGAUAUAUCAUUUCCUCAUUUGUCAGUAAAUCAAUUUGCAAUUAACUUGACAAGUUUUGCAGCAUAUUUGAUACAAGGUCUUGACGUGAAAAAAGUGGCUGUAUGUCAAAUUAUUCGGAGGGACGCUGAACCUUUCAGUGGGUAUAAUGACCGUGUCAUUAAUGCAAACAUUGCAAUUGAGGCAGCCAUUAAAACGACAGGUCUGCCAAUUGUUUUAUGGAAACACCGGUGUGGUUUAUGGAAUCCAUCUGGGGAUAUUUUUGAGUCUGACGGCAUCCAUUUAUCCAAGUCAGUUGGGUAUCCAAAAUAUUUGAGGAGCAUCCGGGACUGUAUUAUUAGGGUGUCGGCAUGGAAAUUGUAAUGUCAUCAUACUGUGUAAAUGUGCGUAAUUGGGUUGUGCAUUUAUACUGCAAAAUUGUUGACCGUCAUUUUUGCACAACAAUAGCUUUUGUAUAUGUAAUAAUUAUGCUUUUGUUAUUGAGAGAUAGCUGAUUGCUAUUUUAUUGGGGCAUGUUAGCUAUGCCUUUAUAUACAUUAUAGCUGAUUGCUAUUUUACGUGCAUAACUGAGUUAUGCGCUUAUAUUUUAGAUAUAGCUGAUGGCUAUUUUGAUGUACAUAACCGAGUUAUGUUUUUUCAUUGUGAUAUAGCUGAUGGCUAUUUUUAGGUACACAACUGAGUUGUGUGUUUUUAGUACAUUUUAAUUGUGCAUAAUUUUAGUGGGAUUCUUGUCGAUUUCGGGCGAAAAGGAAAGGAAAAAAGAACAAAAUAAUAAAUAACAUAUAGUUUUGAAAUAAUUCAAGGGGAACAAUCCAAAAAGCUUAACUACAAUAAAGCUGUUGCAGUUAUUUCCCUUGCAAAUUUUUUUUUUUUUUUUUUUUUUUUCUCCGUAUGUGAGCAGCCAGGCUGUUUGCACAUGCAGCAAGAAUAUGCAUGUAUUCCUGAUCUUAUAGAAAAUGAAUAAGUAAAUGAACUAGGUACAUAAAUAAUUCUACAGGAGGCUCACACUAUGUUGCUAUUUAUUGUUUAUUUUAUUUUAGACAUGGCGAGUUCAGCUAAGAAAAGACGUGAAGAGAGGGAGCAGAACCUUGUACAGUCAACAGUAACGGCUGUAUUAAAAGCACUGAAAGAACAGGGGAUUGUUCCUGAAAAAGCAGAUAAUCAGAACAAUGAAAAACAAACAAGCAAAAAGGCUGCUCAAAAACAAACACAAAAACCAAGCAACAAACAUGCGCAUCCUCCUGUUAGUGAAGUGGUAUCAAAUGAAACCAUUGAUUAUGCCGAUGACAAUAACACACAUGAUACACAGCCAAACAAUCAUAUUGAUAUUGAAAUAGACAGUGACACACUGGAUAUACAGAGAGUCAAAAACACACAGGAAGUCACAGUUCAAACUAUUAACAAUGUCAACGCAAAUUCUUCGAGUCAGGGUAAACAGACAGGGGAAGGCGAUAUCCGUGAAGACAUUACAGCCCUACUGACAGGCGGUGGCAAUAUACAUCUUCCCUCCCCAGAAAGCUUUCCAAUUGGCCCCACACCUGAAGCGCAAUCCCAUUCCAAUCCCAGAACAUCUGUGGGAAAUUUGACUGCUCAGGCCAAAAGCAUACUGUCGCACGCCAUUAGUGAAAGAACAAAGAAACUUUAUCUAUUAUAUUGGAAACGUUAUGUUAGUUUUUGUGAAGACAACAAUACGCUACACCACCUGCCAGUAUCAGUAUCAAAUUUGUUGAAUUUUUUGGCUAGCCUCAUUUAUAAAGGGUACAAAAAUAAUACUGUUGCCGCACAUUCGUCAGCUUUAGCGUAUAUAAAUAAAGCUUUUGGGUAUGAUGACUUCAGUGGCUCAUUCUUGGUGAAGCAAUUCUUCAAAGGGGCAAAAGAUUUUAGGGAUUCUGAGAUAGGCGACUCUCGUUUACCAAUUACCUAUGAAAUUUUGCGUCAGCUUGUUACAGCCUUACCUAAGGUGAUACCAAACCUGUAUGCACGGGUUGCUUUUGCAACGAUGUGUAUACUAGCAUUUCAUGGGUUUUUGAGAAUUGGGGAGAUUUGUGUGAAACCAGGUAAAAUAGAAGACUCUGUCUUACAAUUUUCUGAUGUCAAAUUAGUCGACAUUGAUGGGAUAACGGUUGGUGUGGAACUGCGGUUACGGAAGUUCAAACAUAGUAAACAGGCGGUUACUUUGUUUUUGCCUGUGUACAAGCGCAAGUCAUGUGUAUGUCCGGUAGCUGCCACACAACUUUAUUUGUCAGUUGCUAAGCAUGUAACGGGACCUUUUUUUCAAUUAGAAAGUGGGACAGCGAUAACUUAUCGUUUUUUCAAUGAUUACCUGAAAGCGGCGAUAGGAUUUAUAGGUUUAGAAACAUCAAAAUACAAAGCACACUCCUUCAGGAUUGGUGCUGCCACUCAUUGUGCUAUUCAAGGCUUUCAUGAAGAUGCAAUCAAAAGAAUGGGCCGCUGGAAGUCUAGUGCAUUACAGAAUUACGUUAGAUUACCUACCUUAAGUCUAUAAAGCUGAACUGUAUGUCUCUGGCUAUUCUGAAGGAGGGCAGUACAAGACUGCUCCUGCAUGACUAGGUUUGAUGUAUAGUUGUAUUAUGUUCAUACCAAGAAGUUAUGGUGCUUUAUUUUGGAAUAUGCAGAAUGAUUGAUAUGCAUAUAGUUUUCGUUAAUGGAUAAGGAACGGGGGCCAGUAUAAGACUGCUCCAUAGGAAUGAUUACUUAUUAUAACAGUUAGUUUGUAUUGAGGAGGCCAGCAUAAGACUGCUCCUUAAGAUAGUUUGUAUUAUCAAUUUGUUAGUUUAAAGGAGGACAGUAAAAGACUGCUCCUUAAGAAAUUAUUUAUUAUGAAAAAUUCUAUGUUGAAAAAGGCCAGUACUGGAUUGUUUCCACACAGGAAAUUAUAUGGAACAGAAGAAACUGUCGAGUAUGAUUGUCACUGAUUGUUCAAGUUAUCCUGUUUGUUAUACCAUAAUAGAAAUCCUAGUCUUUUUUCAUGUUAGUAUAGAAUUACAAGAGGUCAGCAGAAGUCUGCUCUUGUUUUGGGAACCUAAAUGAGAUUAUUAUGAGCUUUUCGCACGGCGUAAUUUUACCUUGUUUUUUAUAUAUACAUAGUACUUUUAUCCUGCAAUUUAGUUAGAAAUUUGUUAUAAUUGACCUACAUAAACUAGUCUGGUUUCUGGGGUGGGGGCAACUUGCAUUUGCAAUCACAAGUUGUUGUGGCGGUUUGGACCCCACCUAUGUGUGUUGUUUAUAUGCAGACAUAUGUCCGGUGUAUAUUUUCUAUAUUUUCGUCAUAUAAAAUAAAUGACAUUUCCACUGAAUAUGCCUUGUGUUGAUUAUAUCACACAUAUGAACCAGUAACCAGACUAGUGCCUUGUCUUAUUUGAAGGUGGUGGUAUCUGUGACAGGAAGGGAUUCAAAUGUGAUUUGAACGUAGUGAAAUUUAUUUGAGUCACUCUAGUCACUUCGCUUAGGUCCCAGUCUAGAAGGUGGCAUCUCGGACGACAACGAUCUUUCUAUCGAUUCGUUGGUAUUCAUAAUUAGCGUGGGUGCAUCACGUGAUCGCCCACUGCUGAUAACGGAAACAUUGCCGCAGCUAUUUAAUUUUGAACAAGAAUUUGUCCUUCCUCCUCCCCAGCCACCACCUUAAAACUGGCAAAAUGUUAAGAUUAUUGUGUCUUAGUCUUGUGUUAUAUUCUGCUCGAGCGUAGGCUUACAUGCCACGCCUUAAGAGUUUACUUUUAGUCUAGUCGUUUAUUUACUUGAUGGUAGUAUAAUAUGAGUUUACAUUGUCUAGUCUCCUUAUUUCCUUGAUUUUUGAUAACAUGUUAUACUUUUACAUUGCUGUGGCGGUUUGGACCCCACCUAUUUGGACCCCACCUAUGUGUGUUGUUUAUAUGCAGACAUAUGUCCGGUGUAUAUUUUCUAUAUUUUCGUCAUAUAAAAUAAAUGACAUUUCCACUGAA